AUGUCUGAUGAAAAGUCAUCUUUUGGUAAAAAAGCUGCCAUUAGCUUUGGAAUAGGCGCUGUAAUUGCAGGUGGAAGUUACUUGAUUAAUUGGAUUCAAACACGGAGGCAAAACAAUACAAAUGAAGCAAUUAGUAAUUCAAGUUCAAUAACUGAUUUAAAUCUUUCAAAAAAUUUUAAUGGUAUAUCAAAAGGUAAUAAAAAGUCAGACUGGAAUUCUAGUCCAUGUGAUUCGAAUAAGACAGAUGAAAUGAAAAAAUCAUUUGAUUCUUAUGAAUCAUCCUCUAAACCUGAAAAAUCAAAAACUGAGGAACUUACAAAUCCAUCAGAAUGCAAAGGAGACAGUCAUAAUGAUUUAAAUGAACUAUUUAAGGAAGUUGAUGAUUUAUUCGAGAAAGAUGGCCAUAGUCAAAAGAUGGCAUUGAAUCUUUUGAAAGAACUGAAAACCAGCUCUUUAAAAAAUCCAAAUGUUUUAUGGAGACUUGCUAAAGGAUAUCAAUUGAUAGCAAAAUCUCAAACCGAUAUUGAAUUGAAAAAAAAUUUUAUCAUUUCAGGUUUACAACAUGCAUCAGAAGCGAUAAAACUUGAAUUUUUCAACUUGGAUGCUCAUAAAUGGUAUGCUUUAUUAAUUUUCAUGGAAUAUCAAUAUUUACCAAUAUCUGAAAAGAAAGAAAAAGGAAGUGAAUUUUUAAAACAUGCGAAUCUCGUUUUGUUUGAAAGAAAAAAUGAUUAUUUAUUACAUUAUUCAUUAGCGAAAUUUAAAUACGAGGGUCUAACUGAUAAUAGAUUGAAAAAUGAAUUUUCCGAAUUUGGUGUAAGCGAUGUAAUUUCAGAAUUAAAAUUAGCUGAUUCUCUAAGUCCUAAACCGUGCAAGGAAAUUAAAUUUCUUUUGGCCAAAUGUUAUUUACUUGAUAAUGACGUGGCAGAAGCACUCGAUUGGUUAAAGGCUUCUUGGAAAGUUGAAUCGAAAAACGAUUUCGAUGCAAAAUGCGACGAAGAAAUAAGUAGUCUUUUGAAAAAACUUCAAACUUAA
This is a messenger RNA of Pediculus humanus corporis (human body louse), 1032 nucleotides long. RefSeq lists its product as uncharacterized. The record is from RefSeq and is a predicted model, not a curated record. The coding region runs from base 1 to 1032 and encodes 343 amino acids. The transcript has 6 exons. Lineage: Eukaryota; Metazoa; Arthropoda; Insecta; Psocodea; Pediculidae.